UUUGUUUACUUGUAUCUUAUCACUUUUCGAACUAACAUCAUGGAGAUUCUACAUGCAUUUAUAUCUUUAGGACUACUUGGGUUUAUACAAUCAUUUCUUUUGCAUCAUGAUAUUUGUGAAGAAAUCAUGUAUGUGGACUGUAAGAGAGAGGCUUUACCCGGAAAUAGACUAUAUCGAGAUAACAAUGGAAACAUUUACGAAAAUUUUUGCACAUACACUCAAGCCAAGUGUAAAGACAGUUCUAUUGAUUUAGAAACAGUGUGUACCUGUGAGCAUCCUACCAUUAAUACUCAAGUUACCUUGAAACCUUUGACAACACAAACUACAGUACAACCAAUGGUAAAAUCUACUACACACUCGACCAAAGCAUCAUCAACAUUAAUUAACGUGACAAGUGGAAAAUCUACAACUGUUCCAUCAAGUGAACCUGUAUCAACACAGAACACUUUGGUAUCAGCGUUUUGCAAAAAUAAGGAUUUGGUUUCUUGUCCAUCGAACGUGGCAGUUGUAUGUGGGUCAGAUAACAAAAGUUACAACAGAUGUGAGCUCGCCAAGGCUCAGUGCGACAACCAAAAUCUUUCGAUUGCUCGGGAAGGAGCAUGUUAAUGUAUGUGUGAUAUUCAUGAAUGGUUUUUAAGCAAAUAUAAAUUUAUUGUCUAAUUGGUGUUAAAUAUGAUGUUCCGUAUUUUGAAUGAAGAAAGUAAACGUCUAUUUACAAAAUAAAGCAAUCACUACUAACUAGUCAGAACAA
Mytilus californianus (California mussel) is the source of this 751-nucleotide messenger RNA. RefSeq lists its product as uncharacterized. The record is from RefSeq and is a predicted model, not a curated record. Gene Ontology annotation, molecular function: protein binding. The transcript is spliced from 4 exons. Lineage: Eukaryota; Metazoa; Mollusca; Bivalvia; Mytilida; Mytilidae. The coding region runs from base 40 to 606 and encodes 188 amino acids.